UGCACAGAUCAUGUUUUGCACUUUGAACACUCAUAAAGCUGAUAUGGACAAGCUCUUAGGUGCACAAAUUGGACUUGAAGAUUUCAUAUUUGCCCAUGUAAAAGGACAACGAAAAGAAGUGGAAGUUCUUAAAACAGAUGAUGUGCUUGGGCUUACCAUUACAGACAAUGGGACUGGCUGUGCAUUUAUAAAGCGAAUCAAAGAAGGUAGCCUAAUGGACCAAACCAAAACGAUCUGUGUGGGUGAUCACAUAGAGACUAUAAAUGGGAAAGAUGUGUCAAACUGUCGGCAUUAUGAAGUUGCCAAAAUGCUAAAAGAUCUGGAGAAAGGUCAGAUGUUUAAACUGGUGUUGAUAGAGCCUAUGAAAGCAUUUGAAAAGCUGGAACCAAGGUCCAAAGGUGGACCUCUGCCAGAGGCUAAAAUCUCCAAAGGAAGAGAAACACUUCGGCUGAGGACCAAAGGCCCUGCUACUGUGGAGGAAAUGCCAACUGAAGUUGAAGAAAAAGCAAUUAAAAAAGUGGAUGAGCUUCUUGAAACAUACAUGGGGAUAAGAGAUAUUGAAUUAGCUGCAACAAUGGUGGAAGCUGGAAGAGACAAGAAAAACCCAGAUGAAUUUGCAGUGGCAUUGGAUGAAACUCUCGGAGACUUUGCAUUUCCAGAUGAGUUUGUCUUUGACGUUUGGGGAGCAAUAGGUGAUGCUAAGCAAGGACGGCUGGAAUGAGAACUAUGCAGUUUAUCAAUCCUUAUUUGAAAAUACAAUAUGAUUUUUUCAAAUGCAUACAUCAGAAUUUUAAUACUUCUAUUGAUAUUAAUC
Messenger RNA from Apaloderma vittatum (bar-tailed trogon), 814 nucleotides. Its product is annotated as PDZ domain-containing protein GIPC2-like. Gene Ontology annotation, molecular function: protein binding. The transcript has 5 exons. Lineage: Eukaryota; Metazoa; Chordata; Aves; Trogoniformes; Trogonidae. The coding region runs from base 11 to 721 and encodes 236 amino acids. The record is from RefSeq and is a predicted model, not a curated record.